This is a messenger RNA of Anopheles darlingi, 2689 nucleotides long. Its product is annotated as SCO-spondin-like. The record is from RefSeq and is a predicted model, not a curated record. The transcript is spliced from 3 exons. The coding region runs from base 722 to 2497 and encodes 591 amino acids. Lineage: Eukaryota; Metazoa; Arthropoda; Insecta; Diptera; Culicidae. Gene Ontology annotation, molecular function: peptidase inhibitor activity.
UUCAGGCUGCGAAAGCGAAGAUCGCUUCGGCAGUCGAUCGACGGUAGGCACGCUUUCGAAGUGGUGGAACUGGCCACCAGCGUACUAGAGAACAGUUAAAAGCAAAACAGCAAAUUUGCUGCAAUAGAAGUACGGACACAACCGAUGAGCAAUAGUGUGUUAGUGGAUGCUACUCAGUGAUAGAGCGUCAAUCACGCGUACACUUCCGAUCGGUCAAAUUAAGGAACCAACGAGCGUGUGCGUGCCUUGUGUUCGUUCUUCUCGGAUGCUAGCCUGUUGUGAAGAAAGUGAUACCAAAGCGUCGAUCGUUCGACGAGCCGUCGAGUCGAGGCAAGUGUUGCUGAUAGCCGGAGACCGAUCAGCCGGACCCUGGUGCAUCUCGUCGCGGCUCUGAUUUUGAAUCUCAUUAGCCAGAACUCGAUCAGACGUUGUGUGCGUCGGACGGGAACGCUGCUGUGUAUUGUGUGCCGCUCGGAGACCAGAACCAGAACGACGCACGGCGUGUGCGAUCAUUUCAACUCGGAGCAAUUUAUGAAACAGGUGUCGUGAAGGUCAAACGGGAAGAAGAACCAGAACGGUGCAUAUUGACAAACGAUUCAGUAUUCCGAGGGGCAGUAAUAAGUCGAAUUUAUUGUAGUUUGUGAUUCGCACGUGUUCGGUGACGAUCUAAGUUGUCGCGAUCAUUGUAGUACGUCAAACCAGCGGUGGCAGCGGAUCGAGUAUGAAGGUGAUCAUUUUGAUCGUGGCAACACUGGUUGUUGGAGCCCUGUGCUCCGAGCAGUGUGUGCCGGGUACGACGUUCAAGGAAGACUGCAACACCUGCCGAUGUGGCGAGAACGGGCUGAAGGCAUGUACGCGAAAGAUGUGUACGUCGGUAGAGGCGGUCGUAGCGGAUGAACCGUACGCCCGUAACGAUAACGCUACUAGCAGCAGCAGCACUACCGAAUCGAUCACUUCCGCUGAUGAGAAGGAAGAGGUGGCCGAGCACACCAACGGACAAGUGUGCACACCGAACGAAAUCAAGAUGAAGGAUUGUAAUCGUUGCCGGUGUGCCAACAAUGGUAUCGGUUGGUUCUGCACCCGAAAAGCGUGUCCUCCGCGGGAGAAGCGAUCACCGGAGCAGGAGGAAUGCUCUCCGGGCACGACGUUUGAGAGCAGCGAUGGAUGUAGCGAGUGUAUCUGCACGCCCGAUAGUAAGGCUGUGUGCACGGAUAAACCGUGCGAGUCGCGAACCAAGCGUGAUACGGGUAAGCCGCAAAGCUGUACACCGGGAACAAGCUUCAAGAGUGCCGAUGGAUGUAAUGACUGUUUCUGCACGGAAAAUGGACAACCCGCAUGUACACUGAAGGCCUGUCUGCCAAAUCCGGCCCCCUACAGGCGUCGUCGUGCGUCACCUCCUAAACCUUACGUGCAACCCGCGCAGGACGGGUGUGUCCCGGGAAGUACCUUUAAGGACAAGGAUGGAUGUAACGAUUGCUUCUGCUCGAAUGAUGGACGUGCCGCAUGCACACUGAUGGCCUGUGAACCGAAUCCCGCUCCAUACCGUCGUCGUCGUUCGGCACCUGCUACGGGCGGUUGUGUUCCUGGACAAACGAAAAUGGCUGACGAUGGAUGUAAUGAAUGCCACUGUACUGAUGAUGGCCGACUUGCAUGCACACGGAUGGCUUGUGCACCGGCAGCUGGUGAAGGAUCGUCUUCGUUUUUCAAGCGGGAAGCUCCGUCACCUCCGAAGCAAGAAUGCGUUCCGGGAUCUACCUUUAAGGACACCGAUGGAUGCAACGAGUGCUUUUGUACGGAUGAUGGACACGCUGCUUGUACGCUGUUGGAUUGUGAACCAUCCAGCCGUCGCCGACGAGAAUCACCUGCGCAGAAAUGUGUUCCCGGAUCUAGCUUUAAGGAUGCCGAUGGAUGUAACGAUUGCUUCUGCACGAAUGAUGGAUACGCUGCCUGUACACUGAAGCUGUGCAUGCCAAAUGCAGCUGGCACCUCAUCGAGCCGCCAACGUCGAUCACCGCAGGAGCUGCCUGCAUGUACUCCCGGAGAAACGAAACUGGCCACGGAUGGUUGCAAUCAGUGCACGUGCACGAAUACUGGAAAAUACGCCUGCACUCGGAUGGCUUGUGCACCGGCAGCGGGCGAAGGAUCGUCUGCGUUCUUCAAGCGCGAAGCUCCCUUGUUGCCAACUCCGACAUGCACCCCGGGAGAGGUCAGAAUGAGCGACGAUGGGUGUAACAAAUGUCGGUGUUCUAGUUCCGGUGUGCUGGCCUGUACAAGAAAAUGGUGCGAACCUGCAAACGAGCAGCACGAAAAAAAAUCCUCGGUUUAUAAACGGGACGCCACCACUGAAUUACCGCAGUCAGAUGUUGCGCCAGGAACACCAGGGUUCACCUGUACACCCCGUAGCUCGUUCAAGUAUCAGUGUAACACUUGUGUCUGCAACGACGAUGGAAAGAAUGCUGGGUGUACCUUCAAAUUCUGCAUACCCGGAGAGUGGUGAGCGGACAAAGGAUGGCGUCGCACGGCGUAACUGACGGAUAUUUCUCUUGCAUUCAUUAUUUCUCCCUAUUGCUUAACAGUUGCAGCUAUUUGCGCAAACGAAUAAUCGUCGAUCAUUAGGACCUUUAGGGCACACAAGUUCUAACAUUAUCUUGUAAACGUUGCAAAUAAAUAUAAUUAUAAGCAAACUUUC